Trichoderma gamsii is the source of this 237-nucleotide messenger RNA. RefSeq lists its product as hypothetical. NCBI's taxonomy places the organism in Eukaryota, Fungi, Ascomycota, Sordariomycetes, Hypocreales, Hypocreaceae. The transcript is spliced from 2 exons. The coding region runs from base 1 to 237 and encodes 78 amino acids. The record is from RefSeq and is a predicted model, not a curated record.
AUGAACAAUCCCGAGCAGACCCAGAACCCUACACCAAAUCAGGGCAGCACCCGCCGUCGAAGCUCUGGCUUCAUGCCUGCAUUUGAGGGCCUUUCCCAACAUCAUCAAAAUGCCAACAACAGCGCUCGGCGCCAGAGCAUGACCGACCAACAGUCCAAGCCGGGCAUCUUUGGCCAGCUCUUCCAUAGGUUAGUUCAUCCGAGCCUCCGACCGUCUCUAUGCCUAUAUCUCGUCUAA